AAGUCUUCCCUCUCCCAUUUAACCCCAUUUACACAUACGAACCAAAACCAAAACACACACCAACAACAAAAGCUUCAUCAACAUAAAUGCAUCGAACAACAUUUUCACCAUUCACUCACAUCCCAUUAAAACAAACAUGUACCUUAAAACCCACUCUCUGUUCCUCACCCUUUUCAUCUCCACCAUAAUCAUCAACACCGCCGCCGCCAUCACACCAGGCUCCACCCUCUCGGCCUCCAACACCAACCAAACAUGGUCCUCAUCCAGCAGCACCUUCUCCCUCGGCUUUGUCGCCGUCCAGCCACCCACCUCCCCUCCUUCCUUCAUUGCUGCCAUCGUUUACUCCGGCGGCGCCCCCAUCGUCUGGUCCGCCGGUAACGGCUCUGCCGUCGACUCCGGCGGGUCCUUCCAAUUCCUGUCCUCCGGCGCUCUCCGCCUGGUCAACGGCUCUGGCUCCACCGUAUGGGACUCCGGCGCUAAUCCCGGCGCCACCUCCGCCACCCUGGAAGAAAGUGGCAACUUGGUCAUCUCCAAUGGCACCACAACCCUUUGGUCUAGCUUUGAAAACCCUACUGAUACCCUCUUGCCUUCUCAGAAUUUCAGUGUUGGUAAGGUUUUGAAAUCUGGGUCUUACUCCUUUAGUCUUAUCAAAAGUGGGAAUUUGACCCUGAAGUGGAAUGAUAGCAUAUUGUUCUGGACUCAGGGUCUGAAUUCUUCUGUUAAUGUGAGUUUGAAAUCUCCUGUUUUGGAGUUGCAAUCUAUUGGGCUUUUGCAGCUUUCUGAUGCAAAUUUGAGUACUCCUGCUGUUGUUGCUUAUAGCAGUGACUAUGCUGAUAGUAAUACUUUGAGGGUGUUGAAGUUAGAUGAUGAUGGGAAUUUGAGGAUUUAUAGCACUUUGACUGGUAGUGGAAACCCUACUGCUAGAUGGUCUGCUGUUCAGGAUCAGUGUGAGGUUUAUGCUUACUGUGGGAACUAUGGUAUAUGCAGUUAUAAUGAUUCCAGCCCGGUUUGCGGGUGCCCAUCUGAGAAUUUUGAUAUGAUUGACCCAAAUGAUAGUAGGAAAGGGUGUAGGAGGAAGGUGAGUCUUGACAGUUGUCAAGGGACUGCAACUAUGUUGACAUUGGAUCAUGCUCAGUUCUUGACUUACCCACCUGAGACUCAGUCACAGGUUUUUUUUAGUGGAAUAUCAGGAUGUAGAGGAAAUUGUCUUUCAGGAUCAUCUGCCUGUUUUGCUUCUACCUCGUUGUCAGAUGGCACGGGACUAUGUUACCAGAAAAGUGUAGAUUUUGUCAGUGGAUAUCAUAGUCCUGCAUUACCUAGCACUUCUUUUGUCAAGGUUUGUCCGCCGCUUGUUCCAAAUCCACCACCCUCUUCCGGGGAGACUGUGAAGCAAAAGAGUUCGAAGGUACCAGCUUGGGUUGUAGUGGUUGUCAUUUUGGGUACCCUUCUAUGUUUGGUUGCCUUGGAAGGUGGUUUGUGGAUGUGGUGUUGUAGGAACAGCACAAGAUUUGGUGGAUUGUCUGCUCAGUAUGCUCUUCUUGAGUAUGCAUCUGGUGCACCGGUUCAGUUCUCGUACAAGGAGCUUGAGCGCUCAACAAAGGGGUUCAAGGAGAAGCUUGGAGCUGGUGGAUUUGGUGCUGUGUACAGAGGAAUUCUUGUUAAUAAAACUGUUGUUGCAGUGAAGCAACUUGAAGGCAUUGAGCAAGGGGAGAAACAGUUUAGGAUGGAAGUUGCUACUAUAAGUAGCACUCAUCAUCUGAAUUUGGUAAGGCUUAUUGGCUUUUGCUCAGAAGGGCGCCACAGGCUUUUAGUUUAUGAGUUCAUGAAAAAUGGGUCUCUGGAUAAUUUUUUAUUCCAGACAGAAGAGCAUUCAGGAAAAUUGUUGAAUUGGGAGUAUCGGUACAACAUCGCCCUGGGCACUGCAAAAGGGAUCACAUACCUUCAUGAGGAGUGUCGUGACUGCAUAGUCCAUUGUGAUAUAAAACCUGAAAACAUUCUCUUGGAUGAGAAUUACAUUGCUAAAGUCUCUGAUUUUGGUCUUGCAAAGCUCAUUACCAAGGACCAUAGGCAUCGGACCUUGACUAGUGUGAGAGGAACUAGAGGAUACUUAGCACCAGAGUGGCUUGCAAAUCUUCAAAUAACAUCAAAAUCCGAUAUUUACAGCUAUGGCAUGGUUUUGUUGGAGAUUGUGAGUGGAAGGAGGAACUUUGAAGUCUCAGACGAAACAAAUAGGAAGAAGUUCUCAAUUUGGGCCUAUGAUGAGUUUGAGAAAGGUAAUAUCAAUGGAAUUUUGGACAAAAGACUAGCUGAUCAAGAAGUUGAUAUGGAGCAAGUGAGAAGAAUGCUUCAGGCAAGCUUUUGGUGCAUCCAAGAACUACCAUCUCAGAGACCACCAAUGAGCAGAGUGGUACAAAUGCUGGAAGGGGUUGCUGAGAUUGAGAAGCCUCCUGCCCCAAAAUCAGUGAUGGAAGGACCUGUUAGUGGAACCAGCACAUACCUGAGUAGCAAUGCCAGUGCAUUCUCCACAGUUGGAGCUUCACCCCACGGUCCCUCCUCAUCAUCAUCAUUCAAGACUAGCGGUGUUUCGACCUUCCCCUCAGGACGGAACACUGACAAGGCAACUUCAUCCCUUCUACAUGUACAAUCAGAAACAUGAUAGAAACAUGCUUCCUUGUUUAUGAUUAUCAAUAAAAAUCGGUUCACAGUCACAUAUGCUUGGGAUUUCAUGCUGGAACAGCAGAAGUAAGCUUUGCCGGUUAAAUCCCAUGUAUUAUAUGAUAACUAUAUACUCUUUGUUUCCUAUUCUUUACCCAGAUUAUUGUAUACUUGUUUAAAAUAGGAUGUUCCAAAUUUAAAGUUGAAGCAAUAAUCCGUAUUCAAUUCCCGAGUUUUUGCUUAAUGUGUAUAUUC
Molecule: messenger RNA, 2910 nt
Organism: Gastrolobium bilobum
Lineage: Eukaryota; Viridiplantae; Streptophyta; Magnoliopsida; Fabales; Fabaceae
Product: G-type lectin S-receptor-like serine/threonine-protein kinase At1g34300
Exons: 1
Coding region: 137-2656 (839 amino acids)
Biological process (GO): protein phosphorylation; recognition of pollen
Molecular function (GO): protein serine/threonine kinase activity; ATP binding
Source: RefSeq, a predicted model, not a curated record